This is a messenger RNA of Acanthochromis polyacanthus (spiny chromis), 5606 nucleotides long. RefSeq names its product YY1 associated factor 2 (gene yaf2). The record is from RefSeq and is a predicted model, not a curated record. Bases 141 to 701 code for a protein of 186 amino acids. The transcript has 4 exons. Gene Ontology annotation, biological process: positive regulation of DNA-templated transcription. Gene Ontology annotation, molecular function: transcription coregulator activity; DNA binding. Gene Ontology annotation, cellular component: nucleus. Lineage: Eukaryota; Metazoa; Chordata; Actinopteri; Pomacentridae.
CCACGUGACCAUUUCCCAAGCGGAGUUUCCACGACAGCUGGAAGCCGAGCGGCACAGGCGCAUCGCGUCUCUGCUGAAAUUAUUUGAAAAUAGCCAGACUUCUGCUCGUCGCAGCACCUCCAGAUAAACCCCGGUCUGGCAUGGGCGACAAGAGGAGUCCCACAAGGCCGAAGCGUCAACUGAAGCCCUCCUCCGACGAGGGGUUUUGGGACUGCAGCGUGUGCACGUACAAGAACACAGCGGAGGCUUUUAAGUGCAUGAUGUGUGAUGUCAGGAAGGGGACAUCAACAAGGAAGCCUCGUCCCGUCUCCCAGCUCGUCUCUCAGCAGCAGGUAACGCAGCAGUUCGUGUUACCCUCGCAGCCCAAAAAGGAAAAGAAGGAGCGAGUAGAGAGGGAGAAGAGCGACAGAGAGCCAGCGCUCAAGAAGAACAGUCACAAGAAGAUGAGGCCCAGAUUAAAAAACAUCGACCGGAGCAGCGCCCAGCACCUAGAGGUGACGGUUGGGGAUCUGACAGUCAUCAUAACGGACUUUAAGGAGAAGGCCAAGCCCUCGUCCACCUCGGCCACUUCCUCCAGCUCCACGUCGUCGGCCGACCACCACAGAGAGAACGGCUCCAGCUCAGAAAACACAGAGAAGGGCCUUUCCUGCUCCUCCUCACCCCGAGGAGAGGGGAGUUCGGUCAAUGGAGAGUCCCACUGAGUGAAAACCUCCUCGCCCGGUCUCCACCUACAUCACAUCUGCAAGUCCACAGGUCACUAGUGGAGCAUCCUGCCUCUACUUUAGAGCUGCACAACAAUGACUAAAAACUUGUAAUUUUUGGCUUUUUCUUUUGGAGAUAUCAGUUUCAGUAGGAAUUUUGACUAAUCAGAUUUGGCGAGUUUAAUCAGUUGAAAGAUUUUCCACAGCAGUGGACUAAGAAAGCAAUAUUAAACACAUUUUUUCUGUAGAAACCUUUUAAUUAUUUUGAAUUGGAUUUUUUUUGUGUAAUCAAAAGGAUGCUGCACAAUGUCCAAAGCUCGCUGCUAGAAUAUUUACUCAGACAGCUUUAUUCUCAUGAGGAACUUCUUCAGAGUUUUGGACAAACUUUGGACAGAGUGCUGGAUCCUCUUGCUUUAUGAUUUCCACCAGAUGCACCAAGUCUUCAUGAAUCAUCUUUUUUUCCAGCAAUACUUUUGUUGAGUGAAAUGUGCAGCCCUACUCUUACCGUUAUCAUCAGUGGCCGGCAGAGUGACCUGUUCUUCCCCCAUGUGGAAUUUUCUGCCUCUGUCUGGAAUCUUUAUGUGCUAUAAACCUGAACCACCUGUUUGCUCAGUGUCCCCGCAAUGAACCUGCAACCUGACAGCAAACCUUCACUCCUGAUCUCGAUACUCUAAGCUUUUGCUCCCAGACUGCCUCUGCUGUAGAGUGACUGUUUUUGGAACAGCAUAGCGACUGUACUCCUCCAGGCACCAUUUGAGUGCUUUUGCAUAAUGUUCGGAGCAGACUGGUUAGUGAAAAUGUGACUGUUAUGUUCCUGUACAGGCACCUGUCAGGAAAGCAUGUUGUGAUUUUAAAGGAAAAUCCUGGUGUCACCGUUUGUUGAGUUUGUGCCACAGUGGGCUAAGUUGCAGAUACAUUCAUUUACUUUGCAGAUUUGGCUGUGAUUAUUUUGUGCAGUAACUAUCCCGAACUUGUAUUGAGUUGUUUCUUUUGAGGAAGAAUCCCAUUAAUUAAUGAUUUUACAGAGCAUUAUUGUUAGCUGUAUGUAGGUUUUAAGCUCAUCAUCAACCACCCAUUGUCCAAAUGACAGAAGAUUGAUGCUGUUUGAUGCUAGCUAAAUGCAAAUCAAAUCAUAGGUAGAUGAAUGGAUACAAAAUUCGACCAGAAGCACCAAUCUAAGGUAAAGCUUCUGCUAGUAUACAACAAUCAACCACAACAUUAAAACCGCUUUAAUAAUAUUUUAUAGGUCGACCUUGUGCCACAGUAUGAACUCCCCAAAAUGUCAAAAGAUGUCCGGUGGUAUCAGACCUUGGCAUCAGAUCCUUUCAGUCCUGGAAAUUGUAAUUUUGGACCUCCAUGAAAUCAUACAUACUUUACAGCACAUUUUCAGAGUGAUUUUGAAGGUCAAGUCAAUCCCAUGACGUGUUUCUCAAACCAUUCCUGGAGAGUUUUUGCAGUGCGACUGGAAGCAACAUCCCACCGAAAGAGGCCGCUGCCGUCAGGGAAUACCCUUGCAGUGAAGGGGUGUACAUGGUUUGCAACAAUGUUUAGGGUGGCGUCAAAGAAACAUCGACAUCAGUGCCAGAACCCAAGGUUUCCCAGCAGAAUGUUGCCCAGAACAUCACACUGCCUCUGCCAUUUUGCCUUCUUCCCAUUUUGCACUUGUUACCACCUCCAUAGUCCAGUUCUUUACUCCCUACACACAUCAGUGACCGUUGCAGGUUCACUGGUUGUCCUUUCUUGAACCAUUCUUAGAGUAAACUAACCACUGCAUACCAGGAACACCACAAGGCCUGCUGUUUUGGGGAUGUUCUGUCCCAGUUGUCCAACCAUCACAAUAUGGCCAACUUUACCUGCUUCCAACACGCCAGCUUCAAGAACUGACUGUUGCCUCACCGGUCACUGUUUUUUGAAGUUGUGACUGACUGGUGUAUGUGUGCUCGAUGCAUACAUUGCCACUACACUAACCUUAAACCAGCAACAUAUCACAAAUCUUUUCUGCCCCCUGCUUUUUUAGAAUCACUUUAUGGAGCUUUAAAAUAUACUCAAACUUGUAAUGCAUUGCAGUCUUGGUCAACCUUUAUUUGUCGCAUUACAACUACAUGAAGUAGACAAACAGUAUUACUAAUCACUGCCGUCCUUCAUGAUAAUUCCAUUACAUUAUAUUUGACAUGCUUUUAUUGUCUUGAACAAGAGCCAGGUUUUUCCACAGCAAAGCUUCAGACAUUUAAAAACAAAUUGCACAAUGCCUGAGGAAAUAUGGAAAGUGGUAACGAGGCUGCAGUUAUAAAUGACACCAGUAUUUUCCUUUUUAAUCUGUGCUGCACAGACAGGGCUGCACCUGUCGGUUGUCUCAGCGGAAAACCGAAGGGUGCCGAUACUCCUCUGCACCCGCCUCUUUGGAUACAGCCCCGGAAACAGAGUUGACUUCUGGACACGCACUUUUACGAGCUGCAUAGGUGACGUCUCGCAGCGUGAUGGACUUCAGAAACUGACGUAGCAAAAAUGGCAGACCUUUUAGAGCAUACUAAACUCCCAGCAGAACAACUAUAGAUCAACCUUACUACACAAUAACUUAUAAAAACCUGUAGAAUAAGUACAGAUUAAAUAGAUAUUUCUAAAAUAUUGUACUACAAUGUUUUGACGUGGUUGUAUUAUCCAUCAUACAAGUGUUAUUGUCGAGAUUUUUACUUACAUUUUAGCACACAUCCUGAAAACUGUCAUGGCAUGAUAAUAUUACGGUCUUGGUAUAUUGUGGGACAGCCGAUGUCUCUUAGUUUGUUAGUAUUGUUUAAUGUGUCGGAGACGUACUCUCUCAGGUUCACCACUCUAGCUGGGACUAGGUGUGUGAACUCGGGAAGAACUGUUGGGACAAAUGUUUGCUAUUUGUGGCGAUUACGGAAAGACACUUAAAAUGUGUUAGUGUCACUUAUUAAUAUAGGUUUUUUUUUUUUGCUUUGCCAUGCUCAUUUGUUUUAAAAUGUGUGAACUUGUUUAUUACAUGUCUGAAUAAGAAAAUUACAAAAUUCAAACUGAAAAAAAAUGUUUUGUCGAUGAUCAGUUGCUUUCUCUGUAACACAUGUUCUCUUAUUCUUGCAUUUUUUCAGCUGGUUGUUGGUAGAGUGCCUAUAGUUGUUGGCAGGUUUUAGCUCCAUCUGGUGAGUAACUCAGUAACUGCUGCUGUCUGCAGCAUUGUGUGUCUGCAGUGGAGGCGGCUGCAGUUUCAGGACCACAUCUUGAGGACCCUCGUUUGUCACGAUAGCGCCACCUACUGAAUUGGAUGAUAAGUGUUCAACUUUUGAUUUUGAAAGGUUUGUUCCACCCAAACGCACCCUUCUAUCAGUUUCUGGUUUUAAAGGUUUAUUCCACCCAAAAUACUCAUUUCUGUCUACGUAUGAAGACACUAUUUGGGUGGAUUAUACCUUUUAAGCUGAGUUGUGGUUUUGAAAGUUUAUUCCACCUGAAGUACAUUUUCUGUUCGAGUACUCAUAGUUUUAAAGGUUAAUUUCAUCCCCCAUUCAAUUUUUUUAAACAGUUUUACAAAUGUAGAUUAUUAUUCACCCAAAAUACUACUUUCUGUUCGGGCACUUUUAAAUGUAUGUCUUUAUUCUGCUCAAAUGGUGCUUUUCAACAAAGAGUUAUAGUUUAAAAGGUUUAUUCCCCCAAAUACUACAUUUUGUCCAAGUAUUUAUUAGUUCUAAAAUAAUAAUUGGGUGACACAAACCUUUAAGAGUAUGACUUGUGAUUUUCAACCCAAGAUACUCAUUUGUCUCAUUUUUACACACCAAGAGUACUUCUUACUACCAACUUGUAGUUUUAAGUAUUUUUCCACUCAAAAUACUACUUUCUGCCGAAGUACUUACAGUUUAAAAGUUUGUUCCCCCAAACAGUACUUUGUAACUAAUGAUUUUCGAUUUUAAAAAUUUAUUCCACCCAAUUUCUACUCUCUGUCCAGUGAAAUAUAGUUUUAAUGGUUGAUUCCACCCAAAUAAUACUUGGUAACCACUCAUUUACAAGUUUAAAGGUUUAUUCCAGCCAAAAGUGUCUACAUUUUAGUUGUUUGCCAGUAUCUGUUGAAAAUGUACCUUUUUGGAGUAACCAAAAUGAAAAUGGAGCCUCCUCUAAUGCAAACACAUACGAAUCACUGUCUUCCUCCAAAUAUAUUCAGAUUUAAGGUUCAUUUUACCAUUUAUACAUUAUCAUCCUGCACUUUUAACUUAAUAGUUGUGUUAUCCCACAUAAUAGUGAUCCAUACAGGCUUAUACAAGUUGUGAUGCUGACUGUCACCUAUAGAGACCAAUUAAUUCAACCCCAUGUCAGCUCACUACACUGGUUUUCCCACACCUAAUGAAAACGCAAUCUCAGUUUAGGUCUGUUUGUAAGAUGCAGCCACCUCAACAAAAACGACUAGUCACUUAAAGCCGCAGUGAAUGGGCCUUUUCAGAGGUGAAACCCAUUGAGUGGUGCUGCAGACAGAGGCUGACGGGGGCACUGGGGGGAGUGGGAGUGGAAUCAACUUUGAGUUUCGCUCCCACCCUUCCCCCAUCGAGGGUCUCGACCUCCUGCUUCUGUUGCAGGAGCUGCAUCAGGAUCAAUGGAUAAAGACGAGAUCCGCAAGUGAGAUGCUGCCGCUUUCAAAAUAAAAGCCUGAAUAAUGGUGGAGGGAAAAUGUGUAAAAGCAGCACGAUGUGCGUGCAGCACAAGAGGCCGCGGUUUUAAAGAACCGCACUUAUAGGUCCAUUGCUUUUCAAAAAAUUUGAAUUAGGUGUUUGACUUGAAAUAUUUAUUCCACCCAAAAUACCAAUGUAAACAGUACUUUGUUAAUAAAAAAGUUGUAGUUUUAAAAGUUUGUUCCACCCAAAUUGUACUUUCUGUCAAAAUUAAAUAGUUUAAGGUUUAUUGCAA